AUGACUACAGUAGAUAAAGAAUUAGAGGAACAGGAUGCCGGGUGUAUAGACACAGAACCUGAAAAGGUCGACGUCGAUUAACUAAAUGGAGAUUUCAAGGUGCAGAUUACAGGCAAUGAUCCGAGGAAUGAUGAGGAGAGGCAAAUGAUAAAGGACAUAUUGGAAAUUAUGAGAAGCGGACAGGUGUUGAAUGGUGCUGGUUUUAAGAGAGUUGACAGGAAAGUGCUGGCAGAAUGGACGAAGAAGGUGAAUAGAGUAGUGUCAGAGAUACAAACUACCAUGAAUAUCACUGACACCAAUGAAUUAUUAAUGCUACUGCGAUCUACAUAG
Porites evermanni is the source of this 330-nucleotide messenger RNA. NCBI's taxonomy places the organism in Eukaryota, Metazoa, Cnidaria, Anthozoa, Scleractinia, Poritidae. The record is from the annotation of a GenBank genome assembly.